This is a messenger RNA of Laetiporus sulphureus 93-53, 1041 nucleotides long. RefSeq names its product RNA-binding domain-containing protein. Gene Ontology annotation, biological process: mRNA splicing, via spliceosome. The transcript is spliced from 7 exons. Gene Ontology annotation, molecular function: U1 snRNA binding. Gene Ontology annotation, cellular component: U1 snRNP. Bases 8 to 823 code for a protein of 271 amino acids. The record is from RefSeq and is a predicted model, not a curated record. NCBI's taxonomy places the organism in Eukaryota, Fungi, Basidiomycota, Agaricomycetes, Polyporales, Laetiporaceae.
UAGUCUAAUGACCGACAUCGCUGUACAACCUGUUCCCGUCGACGCCAUGCAGGGCGUCGUUGCUUCUGUGCCUGCCGCAAUGGCCGCUGCCCCGGCGCCGGUGGCUGCACCUGCCCCACCUCCCGAGCCGGAACACGCUUCGGAGACGCUCUACAUCCAGAAUCUCAACGAGAAAAUUAAGAUACCAGUGCUGAAGGCAUCGCUUCGUAGCCUUUUCAAGGCAUAUGGUGAAGUACUGGAUGUUGUCGCGCAUGGAAACUUGAGAAUGCGUGGACAGGCAUUUGUUUCCUUUGAGUCCGCUGAGGCUGCGAAAAAAGCAUUGAAGGAGGUCAGGGGAUUCCCGCUAUACUCAAAGCCUAUGCAAAUCUCGUUCGCCAAGACACGGUCAGAUGCAGUGGUCAAAAAAUUGGAUGCUGCGCACUAUGAGCAGCACAAGGCACAGAGAUUGGAGCAUAAAAAGUCAACUCGCUAUACCAACCCUCUCAAACGCAAAUAUCGCGAGCGGAGAAUGGCUGCAGCAGUGGACGGUGCUGGUGCAGCACCAGUGUCCAAGCGGCCAAACGUUCAGAUGCCGGACGAAUACUUGCCACCCAACAAGAUUCUGUUCUUGCAGAACCUCCCGGAAAGCGUCAGCAAGGAUCAGCUCAUGGCGCUUUUCUCUCAAUAUCCAAAUCUGCACGAAGUGCGUCUUAUUCCGACAAAGAAGGACAUUGCAUUCGUCGAGUACAUGGACGAAGCGAGUGCAACUGUUGCAAAGGAUGCCCUCCACAACUACAAAUUGGAUGGCGAAAACAAGAUCAAGAUCACCUUCGCCAGGAAGUAGAAGAAGACGCCCUUCCUGUCUUGCCCGCCACAUUUAUGGAUGCACAAAUUCCUUUAAUUCGAAUGGGUCAGACUGAAGUAUGAUGAAGCCACCCAAUCGUGAUGAAGACGAUGCUGUCGAGUGUCAUCUUGCUCUGUAUUAUACGUGCAUGUCAUGUGUUGUAGUUGAACCAAGUUCUUGCGCAGAUACAUUUCCGUUCUUAUAAGGAUAGCCGUGCC